This is a messenger RNA of Oncorhynchus keta (chum salmon), 1660 nucleotides long. RefSeq lists its product as uncharacterized. NCBI's taxonomy places the organism in Eukaryota, Metazoa, Chordata, Actinopteri, Salmoniformes, Salmonidae. The transcript is spliced from 8 exons. The record is from RefSeq and is a predicted model, not a curated record. The coding region runs from base 1 to 1368 and encodes 455 amino acids.
AUGGUUACUGUUAGAUGUGGCCCCUCGAUCCUCAACACCGGGUCUGACGACAGAGGUGGCCCCUCGAUCCUCAACACCGGGUCUGAUGACAGAGGUGGCCCCUCGAUCCUCAACACCGGGUCUGACGACGGAGGCGGCCCCUCGAUCCUCAACACCGGGUCUGAUGACAGAGGCGGCCCCUCGAUCCUCAACACCGGGUCUGAUGACAGAGGCGGCCCCUCGAUCCUCAACACCGGGUCUGACGACGGAGGCGGCCCCUCGAUCCUCAGUACCGGGUCUGACGACAGAGGUGGCCCCUCGAUCCUCAGCACCGGGUCUGAUGACAGAGGCGGCCCCUCGAUCCUCAACACCGGGUCUGAUGACAGAGGCGGCCCCUCGAUCCUCAACACCGGGUCUGACGACAGAGGCGGCCCCUCGAUCCUCAGCACCGGGUCUGACGACAGAGGCGGCCCCUCGAUCCUCAACACCGGGUCUGAUGACAGAGGCGGCCCCUCGAUCCUCAACACCGGGUCUGACGACAGAGGCGGCCCCUCGAUCCUCAACACCGGGUCUGACGACAGAGGCGGCCCCUCGAUCCUCAACACCGGGUCUGACGACAGAGGCGGCCCCUCGAUCCUCAACACCGGGUCUGACGACAGAGGAGGCCCCUCGAUCCUCAACACCGGGUCUGACGACAGAGGCGGCCCCUCGAUCCUCAACACCGGGUCUGACGACAGAGGCGGCCCCUCGAUCCUCAACACCGGGUCUGACGACAGAGGCGGCCCCUCGAUCCUCAACACCGGGUCUGACGACAGAGGUGGCCCCUCGAUCCUCAACACCGGGUCUGACGACAGAGGCGGCCCCUCGAUCCUCAACACCGGGUCUGACGACAGAGGCGGCCCCUCGAUCCUCAACACCGGGUCUGACGACGGAGGCGGCCCCUCGAUCCUCAACACCGGGUCUGACGGCGGAGGCGGCCCCUCGAUCCUCAACACCGGGUCUGACGACAGAGGUGGCCCCUCGAUCCUCAACACCGGGUCUGACGACAGAGGCGGCCCCUCGAUCCUCAACACCGGGUCUGACGACGGAGGUGGCCUGUCGUUCGCUGCUCAAUGUGUCUACAGUUUCUUGGUAGAAUCCUGUCUCUUAGCUUGUGCGAUGUUACGAUCACAAGCAGCACAGAAACGGACUCAAGUUCUGCAAGCAGAUCCUGUCCCACCCCAAGUUCACAGAACAUGGAGGAGACGAGGUACCAGUUGCUGCGGCCAGCCCAGAGUGCUUCAUGGAUCGGCUACGCCAUCGCCUCCUAGAGGACUACGAGAUGGCUGCCAAGAUAGUAGAGGAGUUCAGGAAAACACAACAGACGUCUCCAGACAAGCUGAACUGUGAGUACAGUGAGCUGCUGUACCAGAACCAGGUCCUGAGAGAGGCUGGACUCUACAGGGAGGCUCUGGACCACCUCACCACCUACAUGGAACAGUUCUGUGACAAACUGGCCGUCGAGGAGACAUGAGGAGUGUGUUUUUGAACCUGGAUCGUCUGGAUGAAGCUACAGCGGUCUACAGGAGAGAAACGCUGAGAACUGGUCCUACUACCACGGUCUGGAGAAGGCCCUGAAGCCUGCAGCUAAAAAUGGUGUGUCUGGACUCUUCUACAGAAACCAAAGCCGUGGAGCUGGCCA